Molecule: messenger RNA, 1854 nt
Organism: Closterium sp. NIES-65
Lineage: Eukaryota; Viridiplantae; Streptophyta; Zygnematophyceae; Desmidiales; Closteriaceae
Source: the annotation of a GenBank genome assembly
AUGUCCGACUUCACCCCGUUAUUGAGCGGGCUCUGGUUUCAGGGUGUGACGCCGCACCAAUACCGGCAGGAGAUGCGGCGCGACUUGUGCGCACACGCGACCGGAGAUCUCAUUCAGCAGUUGGAAGCGCUGGGGAUCGAAAUUCCCCCGCAGAACGCAGGCCGGGUAACAGAGGGGGGGGCAGUGGUGCGGGAGAGGAACACUGGUAUGGGAGAUGUGAGGCAAGCACCGGUUAGUCAAGCCUGGGAUGACGCACAUGUAACGGUGAUGAUGAGGGAAAUGGCGACUAUGAAGAACGAUGUGAUGUUCCUGGACGCGAGCUUCACCGUCAUAGCUAGUUUUGUGGGAUUGAGGCGCGAGGAGGUGGUGUCCGCUGCAACCCAACUACUGAUGCAAGGCAACCCCGUGAGAUCCGGCACGAAAGCAGAGGCAGGUGGCACCAAGAAUGCCCCACACACUCCACAGCGUCCAUCCGGUCGCAAGAGGCGUGAUGACAGCAGUCCAGAGGAGGAUGUCGUACGCAAUGCCACCCGUGUUGCGCUGGCCUUCUCGUUCGCUGCAUGUGAUCCGACAGCGCGCUUGCUGCAAAACCCGCUGCUAUCGGGAGGGACCAUACCUCACUGGAUGUUCACCCGUGGGAGACCUCUGCUCGGGGUGACGGUGCCAGCUGGAGCUGAUGCGUGGGGAGAUACGAGCGGCCACGAGACGAUGAAGGCAGAAGAAGAAGAGGAUCUCGUGUCAGACACGGAGGACGAAGAGGAUGGUGACGACACAUGUGCAACGAAGUACACAGGAGUCAAGUUGGAGAAAGCAUCAGGCAAGUUCGGCGUGAAGAUCCAGAUCAAGGAAGGAGGAAAGCGUAAGCAACAGCGUCUGGGUCCAUACACAUCGGAGAAGGAGGCGGCGUUUGCAUACGCCGCAGGUGCGUUCGUCCUGAGGCGACGAGACAAGAUACCCAGCACGGUCAGUUUGUCAGCUGCAGAGAAGGCGAUGCUGCGUGGAUGCACCAAGGAAGAUCUGCAGCUCCUGGUGGAAGCGCGGAGGUGGUGGAGGUGGCGGAGCUGGAGGGAGGCGCGGGAGGGCGUGAACUGGAAGGUGAAACGAGGGAGGAAGCGAGUGGUUGCCACGCACACGUCAAAGAGGCAGAGGGUGGUGGAUAGCAACAACAAGGCGGCCAACGAACCAGACGACCCUGACAAUGAUGACGGCACUGGUGCAAAGAGUGCUUCAUCGUCCGAGCGCAAUGAAGAGGAUGGCGAGGCAGACUCAGACACAUCGGCCUCAGCCUCACCCGAAGAAUCCGGCGAACCUGCCACUGGAGGGAAGACGGCUGACGAUGGGUGUGCGGGAACCGCUUCACCCAAAGUAGACGGGAGCGAAAGUCGGGGCACGGGGGAGACGGAUGUGUAUCGGGGCGAAGGCCGAGGACAUGUGGACGGGCAUGUGGAACGCGCAUGCGAGACCCCAGUGGACACCGACGGCGAUGACGUGCGCAUCUCGAGCAUGGUUCUCGAGCAACUCAUCCGGGCUCAGGACAGGAGCGCCAAGGAGAACGCGCGGUUGGAGGCGCUGUUCUUGAAUGCAAUGGCGCAGCCUUCUAGUGGAUCUCGUAAGCGUAAGGCUCGGAAGCAGAGAGACCCGGAGCAGGGGUGCAUGAACCCGAAGCGUAAGCGUGGCGAGACAUGGAGCGGCGGGUCAGACGAUGACGGAGAGGACGACGAGGAAGAUACGCAUGGUUCUGGUGGUCGUCAUAUGCGUACUGCAAAGUCUCCUAUUCUGCAACGUGCGUUGGCGCAUCUGCCGACAGACAAGGCGUGGAAGGUGAGCGGGCCUGUUUCCAUCUCGGUUCAGUAA